AUGAGUUAACCUGCUUCUGAAGAAAAGACUAAGCAUGUCGAAGAUAAGCAAUCUGAAGAAAAAGAUUAAUCAGUAGAGAAAAAAAAUGAAAAUAGCUCCGAAAAUGAUUUAUAGGCUGGCUAAGAGGAAGAAUAAGAAGUUCGCAGAGCUCCUAAAAUGAAAUAUGUUGGAGUUUAAAAAGGUGCAAGAGGGCGCAAAUCUAAAGGUGAUGAUUCAGAAGAUGAUGAUGAAUUUAAACCUGAAAAAGAAGCCCACUAUGAUGAUGAAGAUGGCGAUGAAGAAGAUGAAGAAUUCAGCGAAGAUUAUGAUGAAGAUGAUGACUAUGAUGGCGGUAAGAAGUCUAAGAAAAAACCUGGUAAAAGAGGUAGACCCAGUCUUAAAAAAAAAAUUGCUAAAGUGACCAGAUAAACAAGAAAUUCAAAGUCAAAAAAGAGUAAAGAAGAUGAAGACGAUGAUGAAGGAUCUGAAUACGAAGCAAAAGUACCUUAAAAGUAGUCUAAACAAAAUAAUGCUGAAGAAGAAGAUGAAGAAUAGCCAAAAAUUCCCAAAAAGAGAGGUAGAAAACCUAAAUCAUAAACUUAAGUUUAACCUACUUCUAAUGAUGACAAAUCAAAUUAAUAAACUGAAGAUAAUAAUACUGAAAAUGGUUCUUAAAAAGAAAUAGCAUCUGAAAAUUCAGGUAGAAGGACUACAAGAACAAGUUCAGGUAGAAUGCCUGUGCACACUGAUAUUUAUUAGCCAACAUUUAAGAAAUAUAAACCUCACAAAAAAGAAGAUGGUGAACAUCAUAGCAAACAUCAUGAUGAUUAAAGCAAGGAAAGUGAAAGUAAUGAAAAAAAGGAAGAAAGCGAAUAAAAAGAUGAAAAGCACGAUAAAGAUAAAUAGUAGGAAGUUAAUAAUAAUGAAAAGCAUGAAACAAAAGAAUAAAAUGGCGACUCAAAUAAGAAAUAAGAGGAAAAUCCAGAAAAGGCUGAAGAAAUUAAUGUUAAAAGACCUCAUUCCUCUUUAGAUAAAAGUGCUAGCUCAAACUAAACAGAUAGUAUAGAAAGCGAAAGCCACAAGAAAGUAAAAACUGAUAAUAUUGUUUGA
Messenger RNA from Tetrahymena thermophila SB210, 1089 nucleotides. RefSeq lists its product as hypothetical. Lineage: Eukaryota; Ciliophora; Oligohymenophorea; Hymenostomatida; Tetrahymenidae. The record is from RefSeq and is a predicted model, not a curated record. The transcript has a single exon.